Messenger RNA from Brienomyrus brachyistius, 2789 nucleotides. Its product is annotated as glycerol-3-phosphate acyltransferase 4-like. The transcript is spliced from 13 exons. Gene Ontology annotation, biological process: triglyceride biosynthetic process. Gene Ontology annotation, molecular function: glycerol-3-phosphate O-acyltransferase activity. The coding region runs from base 524 to 1903 and encodes 459 amino acids. Gene Ontology annotation, cellular component: endoplasmic reticulum. The record is from RefSeq and is a predicted model, not a curated record. NCBI's taxonomy places the organism in Eukaryota, Metazoa, Chordata, Actinopteri, Osteoglossiformes, Mormyridae.
UGAGAACAGGAUAAGUAGCUCUGACGUAACGGAGGGGGGAUAGCAGUGGGCCCACCGCCAGGUGUCGUUUGCACAUCUUGAGGAGGGGGUAGCCAUGACGCGGGAGCCGAUCUGAGGCCCUGGUUUGGCCGAGGCAUCAAUUCGGUUAACGCAACAUAACUGGACGUUUCAGCACAAAGACGGGGCGCAUUGCACCGCUGACCACAGCCAGCGGCCGCGACUCGGGUAAAUUGUACUGAAUCCUGAAGCGCCCUGCCCUUUGUAUGUCUGAAGGAUUCCUUCGAAUGUCUCUUGGGAGACGGACAUAGGUAUCUGUCGAGAUGGAUUCCUGUUUGUCUGGACCAAGGGGCAUGACACUCCACGCAUCUGCAUGAAGGCUCUUUGGAAGUACGGGCUGCAAAGACUGACACUGUAGAUAGGCACAGACCAGGAUCGACCUCUGUGAGUCGGUCUCGCUGAGCAGGGACCCCCCCCCCCCCUUUUCUCUCAGGCCGGCAGCCUGCCCUCCCCAGCAGCUGUCAGAAUGGCCUGGUACAUCUUUCCCCUGAACAACCUGCUCUGUAUGCUUCUGGGCAUUUCCUUCACUGUGUGGUUCACCCUGCUGCUUGUUUUUAUCAUCGUCCCCGCCAUUUUUGGUGUGUCCUUCGGCAUCCGCCGACUCUACAUGAAGACCCUGCUCAAGAUCUUUGAGUGGGCAACUCUGCGGAUGGAGAGGGGAGCCAAGGAGAGGAAUCACCCCCUAUACAAACCCUAUAGUAAUGGCAUUAUCGCCAAGGAGCCGACCUCCCUGGAGGAGGAGAUUCAAGAGGUGCGGCGUAGCGCCAGCCCUCGGGAGCUGGGCUCCGGCGGCGCGGCCGAGUUCGACGUGUCUGAUAUCUUCUGCUUCUGCCGGCGUGGGGUGGAGAGCAUCGUGGACGACGAGGUGACCAAGCGCUUCUCUGCCGAGGAGCUGGAGUCCUGGAACCUGCUGACGCGCAGUAGCUGCCACUUCCAGCACCUCAGCCUGAGGCUGACUGUGCUGUGGGGCCUGGGGGUGCUCAUUCGCUAUGGCUUCCUGCUGCCGCUACGGGUAACUCUGGCCUUCACAGGAGUGGGUCUCCUAGUGGCGCUGACCACAAUGGUUGGCCUUCUGCCCAGCGGGAGGCUGAAGAACACCCUCUCUGAGAAGAUUCACCUCAUGUGCUACCGGAUCUGUACACGGGCCUUGACCGCUAUUAUCACUUAUCAUGACAGUGAGAACAAACCCAAGAACGGUGGCAUCUGUGUAGCCAAUCACACAUCUCCCAUUGACGUCAUCAUCUUGGCCAGUGAUGGCUGCUAUGCAAUGGUGGGCCAGGUGCAUGGGGGGCUGAUGGGGAUCAUUCAGAGGGCCAUGGUCAAGGCCUGUCCCCACAUCUGGUUUGAACGCUCUGAAGUGAAAGACCGACACCUGGUGGCCAAAAGGCUGAGUGACCAUGUGGAGGACAGGACUAAACUGCCUAUCCUCAUAUUCCCUGAAGGGACCUGUAUCAACAACACGUCCGUGAUGAUGUUUAAAAAGGGCAGCUUUGAGAUCGGUUCCACCGUGUACCCUGUGGCCAUCAAGUACGACCCCCGGUUUGGUGAUGCGUUCUGGAACAGCAGCAAGUUCGGCAUGGUGGCCUACCUCCUGAGGAUGAUGAGCAGCUGGGCCAUUGUGUGCAGUGUCUGGUACCUGCCCCCCAUGCAGCGAGAGGAUGGGGAGGAUGCCGUGCAGUUUGCCAACAGAGUCAAAGCAGCUAUCGCCCGCAAGGGGGGCCUGGUGGACCUGCUGUGGGAUGGUGGACUGAAGCGAGGGAAGGUGAAGGACGUGUUCAAGGAGGAGCAGCAGAAGCUCUACAGCAAGACGCUGGUGGGGAACCAUGAGGACCGCGGCCGCUCGUGAGGAAGGAAGCAAGAGCGCCACCUAUGGGUCCUGUGCUCCAGUCAGCAGUCAUCCUGCCAUCGUUGCCCCAAAGUCCCAGUGGGCCUGUAGCGAUAAAACCUCCUUCAGCAUGGUUUUUUUUUUUUUUUUUUUUUUUUUAAAUUGUCCUUAUUUUAAUCUUCCAUUUGUCCUUCCGUUUGUCACGCACAAAAUCCCACGGGUUUACCUCGCAAUGCUAUCAGCAGACUGAUAUUCUGCCUAUGGGUCAGCUGACUGUGUAUUUUUUUAUUUUAUUUUUUUCCCCCUUCACCUACUGGAUUUGGUCUGUUGUUCUGUUACGUUUUUAAUAUGUCACUGUUCUUAUUAACUUUGCUCUUGGGGCAAACGUCAUGAAUGUUAAUGUUUAUUAUCAUUAACGCAGUGGGUGGUAAUGGGCUUAUGUAGGCCAGUAUCCAAGUGGAGGGAAUGACACCCUGACUACUCAGAGAUGACCUUCUGCACAAGCCUGGCUUUCCUGUACUUGGAUGUCCUAGCAGUAAAAUGGGCGCACUUUUGGAAUUAUGUUUAGGACUUCCUUACGUUCAUUUUGUAAAAUAAGUACACAGUCUUGUUUAGACUUCUAUGGCCUCGGGAAACAACCUCAAUGCCUCUUAACCAGAGCUGGUUAGUUUGGUUGGGUUGGAUAACCUGAAAAUGACCUAUAAUGUUGAUCUGAUUCACUACUCGGUCAUUCCUGUACUAUAGUAUUAGCCUGUAAUUACGACCAAGCUUACGCUGUGAAAAUUGCAUUAAAUUUGUUUUUCAUAAUGUAAUGUGUUGUAAUAUGAUGAUAGCUUGCUUGUAUAGGUGCCUUACAGUGAUGUAUACCAUUGACUGAAUCUUGCCUAAAAUUACUUCACAAUAGAGA